AUGUCACAACAGCAGAUAUCAGCCAAGAAGCAGCAAGAGCUUCAAACACAGUACUCCAACUACAAAGAAACUCUCCAAGCAAUCGCACAGAAAAUCGGCGACGUUGAGCAAGAAGCCGAAGAACACAAGCUCGUGCUAGAGACGCUCACACCGUUGCCGKCGGAACGGAAGUGCUUCCGAAUGAUCAAUGGCAUUCUCGCGGAAAGAACGGUGAGCGAUGUGCUUCCCGCUCUUCAGACCAACGCGGAUGGCUUGAAGAAGGUUCUGGACGACCUGGUCAAGCAAUAUACCGCCAAGCAGGCGGAUCUGGAGAAGUGGAAGAAGAAGAACAACAUCCAAGUCGUGCAGCAAUAA
Ramularia collo-cygni is the source of this 354-nucleotide messenger RNA. RefSeq names its product related to Gim complex component GIM4. Gene Ontology annotation, molecular function: protein folding chaperone. Lineage: Eukaryota; Fungi; Ascomycota; Dothideomycetes; Mycosphaerellales; Mycosphaerellaceae. Gene Ontology annotation, cellular component: prefoldin complex; cytoplasm. The coding region runs from base 1 to 354 and encodes 117 amino acids. Gene Ontology annotation, biological process: protein folding. The transcript is spliced from 4 exons. The record is from RefSeq and is a predicted model, not a curated record.